This is a messenger RNA of Leptosia nina, 552 nucleotides long. Lineage: Eukaryota; Metazoa; Arthropoda; Insecta; Lepidoptera; Pieridae. The record is from the annotation of a GenBank genome assembly.
AUGAUUAAAUUAUUUUCUUUAAAACAGCAAAAAAAGGAUGAGGAGGGGUCGACACGAGCAGGUGGAUCACAAAAGAAAGCAUCAGCGGCACAGUUACGGAUUACAAAAGAUCUAAAUGAAUUAAAUUUACCCAAGACCUGUACUACAGAGUUUCCCGAUCCUGAUGAUUUACUCAACUUUAAACUAAUAAUCUGCCCUGAUGAAGGGUUUUAUAGGGGAGGACGUUUUGUAUUUAGUUUUAAGGUAGGACCAAAUUAUCCCCAUGAACCACCAAAAGUGAAGUGUGAGACCUCAGUAUAUCACCCUAAUAUAGAUUUAGAGGGCAAUGUCUGCCUUAAUAUACUCAGAGAAGACUGGAAGCCAGUGCUCACUGUUAAUUCUAUAGUCUAUGGAUUACAAUAUUUAUUUUUGGAACCAAAUCCUGAAGACCCACUCAAUAAGGAAGCAGCCGAUGAGUUGCAGAGUAACAGAAGACUGUUUGAACAGCACGUCCAGAGAGCCAUGCGUGGUGGUUAUGUCGGAACAUCAUACUUCGAACGGUGCCUAAAGUGA